Molecule: messenger RNA, 1443 nt
Organism: Thyridium curvatum
Lineage: Eukaryota; Fungi; Ascomycota; Sordariomycetes; Thyridiales; Thyridiaceae
Exons: 1
Coding region: 1-1443 (480 amino acids)
Source: RefSeq, a predicted model, not a curated record
AUGCCGAAGCAGCAAGUUCUCGAUCUGCACCCGGCAGGGUGGGAGUCUGAUCCGGCAGAUGAAUACUUCCGGGUCUCGACGCUUGACUACUGCGUCCCCCAGGUCUACAUGGCCUGCGCGCUGCUAUUUCGUCUGCCAGAUGACCGGAAGGCUGAUGUCGUGGCCGUACUCAAACGUGGCCUGGAAAUUACCCUGAGACAAUGCCGCCCGCUCUGUGGGUAUCUCGAGAAGCAUCCGGACGGAGGCGGAUCGCUUUGUUUCCACAAGACGAAAGAAAGCACCGUCGAGUUCCACGUCCAGUGGCUUGACGGGCCAGAGGACGAUUCUCCAUCGUUUGAAGAACUUGAAAGCCGCUACUUCACAACGCAGGCUCUGGGCGAUGUCAACCGAUGGUGUGUUGCGCCUAUGACGUACGGGGAGAAACCCGAGGCCGAGCCGCGGAACAGGCCGAAAGCAGCUGCCUUCAAGGCCACCUUCAUCAAGGGCGGUCUAGUAUUUGUCACACACCAUCACCACUACGCAAACGACGUUAUGGGCUUUUCGGGAGAGCUACACCAACUCGCUGAUAACUGCUCAGCAGUCUGGAACUCUCGAGACCUGCCGCCCUGGAACCCUGCAUGUCUGGAUUUGUCAAGGGCCACAAAGGAAGAUCUGCCUAAAGACCAGCUCAUCGACGGCCCCAGCACUCCGCUCAAGCAUCCGGAUCAUAAGCCGAGCCAGUUUGUUAUCUUCCAUCUGCCCAAGAGCAAGGCGGCCAAGCUGAGGGCUCUGGCGACUCCCGCAGAUGGAAGCUACUGGGUCUCGACUUACGAUGCUUGCACGGCGUACAUCUGGCGCGUUCUGACAAAGCACCGGGCGCGACUACAUGAGUCGGACCUUUCGCAAGCCCUGAUCUGGAGCGAGGCAGUCGACAUGCGCCGCCGUUUCCACGACCCUCCACUGCCAGCGCGCUUGCAGGGCAACUUCUUGUGUGGUCUGUUUGGCACGGAGAUCCCUGGACUGCCGGCCAUCACCGCUGCCCAGGUCAUAUCCGAAGAACCUCUCACAAAGCUCGCAUGGUAUAUCCGCCAAGUUACCAAUCACGCCACCCAGGAGACAAUGGAAGCAAUGCUCACAGCCAUCGCGCCGAUCCGCGACAAGACGGCGCUCGCGCUGCGAACCGACAGCCUGCCACCGCUUAGCAACUUUACGACGGAUUGGCGCGGCAGCAACCCAUACGAAGCAGACUUUGGGUUUGGGAAACCCCAGGCCAUGCGUUCGCCAGCCGAAAUAGUCUCGACGGGCAUGACUAUUGUGUACCCGCCCCGGAUUCACAACCCACCGGCCGGGAACGAUGAGGGCAGCGAACUCAAUAUCUGCCUCGAGACAGCCAUUCUAGAGGACUUGCUUGCGGACCCCGAGUGGACGGAAUUCUUCGAUUACAGGGGAGUAGAUAUCGGAUAG